UCAUUGAAGCCAACCUUUAAAUUUCCUCCAUUUCAUACUCAAAGAUGGGCAUCGGAUUAGUUCAUGCAAAGCAAAAGCUCCAACAAACCCUAUCGGCGAGAAUCGGGGACGCAUCGGCGACGACACCGAAUGUCCCGAAAGGCCAUGUCGCUGUUUACGUCGGAGAAGGCAACAAGAAAAGAUUCACGAUCCCGAUAUCUUUCUUGAACAAUCCUCUGUUCCGGGACCUAUUGGAUCGAGCCGAGGAAGAGUUCGGGUUCAACCAUCCGAUGGGAGGCCUCACCAUUCCAUGUAGCGAAGUGUAUUUCAUCAGAAUUACUGCAAUCUUAAACACUUCAAAUAGAUGAAGCAGUAGUAGGAGCAGCAAAACCACAACAACCUAUGAAGCAGUGUCUUGUUCUCUGGCUCAGACAAAUCCAAUCCCAUUUA
This is a messenger RNA of Hibiscus syriacus, 429 nucleotides long. Its product is annotated as indole-3-acetic acid-induced protein ARG7-like. The transcript has a single exon. NCBI's taxonomy places the organism in Eukaryota, Viridiplantae, Streptophyta, Magnoliopsida, Malvales, Malvaceae. Gene Ontology annotation, biological process: response to auxin. The coding region runs from base 45 to 347 and encodes 100 amino acids. The record is from RefSeq and is a predicted model, not a curated record.